GAUACGUCUAGGAGAAGAUAAACAAAAAGCAAGGAAGACUUCGGCAAAAUCGGUUUAAAAUUUUAGCUUUCGGGCUAAAGAUAGCAACUACAUAUGCACUAUUACUGCUUAGGUUAUUAUCAUUAGGCGUUCACAAGCAUGGACGAAACACUAGUGUUUCGUAUGAGUGCAUUUUCGGAACAAGGGGGGAGAAAAUACAUGGAGGAUGUUGUCGAGAUAAGAAUCGAGUAUGAGCCGACGCCGUCUCCUGUCGAAGAUUAUCCAAAGUCGCAAAGACAUGGAGGACAGGGAAAAGCCGAGAACGAACCUACCGAACAGACUGAAAACGAGACACGAGACCAUAACGUUGCUGCCGAAUCAGGACCAGUGUCUGCAAUGUGGAUACAGAGUAUAUCUAAUGAGGACAGCGGCAACAACAGUACACCGGUACCGCACAAAAAAGUCGCAGAGCAUGUAGUCAACACUCGAAAGUCUGUGGCGUUUUUCGCUGUGUUUGAUGGCCACGGGGGUCGAGAAGCAGCACAUUUCGCAAGAGAGAAUCUGUGGGAUUUGUUGAAGAGGCAACGGGGGUUUUGGUCGAAGGAUCACAGUGAAGUGUGUGCUGCUCUGCGGAAAGGUUUUAUCGCCUGCCACCAUGCAAUGUGGAAAGAGCUACCGGAGUGGCCAAAGACUAUCACUGGCUUGCCCAGUACAUCAGGUACCACGGCCAGUGUGAUUGUGAUUCGUGGAGUUCACAUGUAUGUUGCCCAUGUAGGAGAUUCAGCAGUAGUGGUUGGAGUGAAAGAAAAUGACUCUGAUAUCACACUUGAGGCGCUUGAAGUAACACAAGACCAUAAACCUGAACUCCCUAAAGAAAAAGAGAGGAUUGAGCGACUGGGUGGCAGUGUAAUGAAGAAAUCUGGCGUGAACCGUGUUGUGUGGAAGAGACCCCGAUUGACCCAUAACGGUCCUGUCAGGAGGAGUACAGUCAUUGACCAGAUCCCUUUCCUGGCUGUGGCCCGAUCCCUUGGUGAUCUGUGGAGCUACAAUUUCUAUAGCGGGGAGUUUGUGGUUUCUCCAGAGCCUGAUACCACCGUGAUGACCCUUGACCCCAAACGCCAUCGCUAUAUCAUCCUCGGCAGUGAUGGACUAUGGAAUAUGAUGCCACCCAAGAAUGCUGUCAAUAUGUGUUAUAGCCAUGACAAAAUGGUGGGACCAAAGGGAAUGUCUUGCGCCCGCCGUCUUGGAUGUACAGCCCUACUUUUUUGGAAAGAACGCAUGCUCCGUGCAGACAACACAACAGUUAUUGUCCUGGCCCUACAGGAGCGUGAAGGCCCCCCUAUCCCUAUGCAUCGAGAUGAAAUCGUUGUUGACAUGGCUAUGGGAAUUGACCAUGUUCCAUACCCAGGCACAACUUAUAACACAUGUGAAGUUCCAAAGGAGGAGCAUGAGGAUGACAUGUUUUAUGAAGAAGAUGAGAUAUAUGGAGAAGAACAUGAGGGAUGGCCAUGCCUGGAGUGGUAGCGAGUGGAGUGAUGCAGUGAAUGCUCCCUCCCAUUUCAAAGAAACAACUCUGGAGCAAGCAUUUGGGCUGUAUGAAGCAGCUUUCUGUACCACAGCACAACUCUUACCUGAUGUUGACUCUGUUAGGGCCACAGUGCCCCCCUCAGAUGGUUCUGUGAAUGUUUUUGAAAAGCAAGACUCAACAACCCAAAUGGAUUGUGCUGUUCCUGCUCCUCCUUUAAAAAGGUCUCGCCGUUCUCUGCACACUCCCCCUGAACUCAGAGGCCCUCAUCGUCAGCUUUGCCAGUGCUCCAACAAAAGAUCCCCACAGGAGACGCCCCAUAACAAUGCACAAGGCGAACAAACCCGACAAACUCAUGCUCAGACGGGAGAACAGAGCUCCUCUGAGGAACAUGGUAUCCUACCGCAGCGCCACAACUCUGCCUUGUGUGUGUGCUGAAUCUUGCAGAAACUCUUUUUGCCCUCAAACUAGAAGAAUAAUCUGCAUUGUUUGCUCAUGUUUCAAGUGUUUAACAGGUCUAUUCCUAGAUGUAUACUUUUUAUACACAGUCUUUGUUUUUGUAAAUAUGUGAGAAAUUUGAGACUGUAAAUGUGUUGCUGUUUUGACCUUUUUUUUCAUGCUCUUCUCCCCUCCUUAAUUUUUUGUGCGACUAAAUUUUACAUCAGUUCAAUCUACACAAUCUAUUUUCAUAUUUAUGUAUGUAUAGUAUAGCCAAAAGACAUAUUUUGAAGAAGAUAGAACUCUACAAUCUGAUAUAACAUGAGUUUUGCAGAAUUGUGAGGCAUGCAAUCUUCCAGUUUAGAUAUUUACUACUAUUUUAGAUUUUAGUUUGGACUUGUUGGAUGCUAUAACAUGCCAGAUUGGGAUUAAUACCUCAGACCAGUUGUUUAGAAUCUUUCCUCUUAGAGGAAAUGUGUUACAGGUGCAAAACAUGAGUGUGCAAAACAAUCAAAGCAAUGGUCUGAAGUAUUUAUGAGGGUAUGGAUUUUAAGCCUUUUAUUUGUUUUGAGUCUUUAUUAGUGGUUAAUUAUGUUAUGUCAUGAUCACAAUUGCUAGUCAGCUAAAUAGUGUAUCUUUGGCAUAGCUUUUGAGGCGGUGGCGAUGGCUCCCAACCCAAAUGAUCUCAGACGAUGCAUUUGUGUAAUGGUAGAAUCAUAAGUGCUGGGUGAUGGUCCAAUCCGUUGAUGUAAAAGUCAAGAUCACUACCUGCACAUCACUGGAAGGUGGUGCGGAGUCUGCUUUGGCCUUGAGUUUUGUUUAUAUAAAGUCCAUUUGAGAUGAAGUGUCCACUAGGCACUGACACUUUAAUCUGCACAUGAAACUCCUUAUGGUACGUGUUUUGAAUACAGGAUGUUCCAGAUUCAUGGUAUGUAAAGUAGUGAACAAAGUUGCAAAUUGUGUUAAUAUGGCAGCUCAGUUACUGUUCUAGCUGAUUUAUUUGCCUUCUUUUUACAUAAAAGUUGCAUGUUUGCCUUAGCACAAAUAGGUCAGAGGUGCUUUUUCAUGUUUUCAUAUUUGGGACUCAAGCAAGUGAGAAAGUCCAGGAUACAUCAAUGUAAACUAUAUGUCAUGCAACUUCAGUUCUACACCAGUGUCGUUUUACCAUUCACACUGCAACGUACCAAACCUGCUCCGAAACCUGAUUAGUGUUUUUAAGUUAUACCACAGAGCAGUUUGAUGGUUUUGUACAGUACAUCAAUAUGCAAUAUAUAUUUGUACAGUACAUUAUUAUGCAAAGUAAUUGGGUUUUUCAGGAGUCUGGCCUGCUCAGAUCUAUUCUGUGUUGUGAGGUGUCCACAGGUAAUGGAUGUUAAUGGGCAUGUGGUUUGUUUUUGACAAUUACAGUAUUUGUGUCUGGCUUUGUAUCCACUGCAGCCAGUUUUCAGGACUAACUGUAUAAGUGACACACUUUGAAAGUGACUGUAUAUACAAUGUUUGGGUGUUGUAAUAAAGUUCUCUUUUUCCAA
Molecule: messenger RNA, 3471 nt
Organism: Scatophagus argus
Lineage: Eukaryota; Metazoa; Chordata; Actinopteri; Scatophagidae
Product: protein phosphatase 1D-like
Exons: 7
Coding region: 139-1503 (454 amino acids)
Biological process (GO): protein dephosphorylation
Cellular component (GO): nucleus; cytosol
Molecular function (GO): cation binding; protein serine/threonine phosphatase activity; mitogen-activated protein kinase binding
Source: RefSeq, a predicted model, not a curated record